CUUCGACCGCACAGUACAACACUUCACCCGCAACAAAGACAGUCCCCUCUCUCGCCUCGCAGCACGCCUCAUUGUCACCAUGGCACCAGUGAAGAUCUGCACACGCCCUUCAUGUGGCGCCACUCUGCCUCCAGUAGAUGCCUCCUCUUCGUCCUCCUUUGAGACUGCAUACGCCCUCGAAGGCGCCUGCAAACACCACCCCGGCCAGCCGGUCUUCCACGAGGGUCAAAAGUCUUGGUCAUGCUGCAACGGCGUGAACAAGCCCGUCCUGGACUUUGACGACUUUGUCAAGAUCCAGGGCUGCACCACCGUCGAGGGUCACUCCACAGAGAAGGUAAAGAAGAAGGAAAAGAAGGAGCUCUCGGAAGGGCAAAAGGGGGUGGUGGGCGAAGACGGCAAGGAGAUCUUUGGGACGCCUGUGACGAGCAGUGCAAAGAAGGAAGGACAACCAGCAGUGGCAGCACCAAUCACGACUCCCUCGAUACCUUCGACCUCCUCAGCAAAGGCGUCUACACCAUCAGCACCAGCGGCGCCGCCCGCCGAGCCUUCAGACCCGGAAGGGGUAGCCAUUCCUGCUGGCACAACAUGCAAACGGCCUGGCUGCGCAGCGACCUAUCAGGGCGCUGAAGGUACCCAAAGAGAUCGAAGCAGCGAAGUGUGUCAUUACCAUCGUGGUUUCCCCAUUUUUCACGAGGGCAGCAAGGGAUACUCUUGCUGCAAGCGCCGCGUACUGGACUUUGCCGACUUUAUGCGUAUUGAGCCUUGCAGCACAGCUGAAUCGGGCCACCUCUUCAUCCAGCCAUUGAAGAGCAAGUCCAAGCCUCAAGGCACAGCCAAUGGGCACGGAGAAGGUAGCUCCACUGGGCUCGGGGGAGACGAUCUUCUGAGGUCCAAAGGCAUGACCUUGAGAGAGGGUGAGGAGGAGAUAGACUGCAGAAUGGACCACUAUGAAACACCGGACGAGAUCAGGAUGACAGUAUAUAGCAAGGGCGUCAAGAUGGAAGAUAGCUCGAUCGAGAUCGCAGAGGAAGAUGUUCUCCUCUCCUUGUCCCUCCCUCCAGCGCCCGGUGCGACUGCACCUCGAAGGCACCUCUUGCAUCUCCCUCUGUACGCAGCACUAGAUCCUGCCGGCAGCUCCUACAAAGUCAGCCCUUCGCGCAUCAAGAUCGACCUUGUCCUUCGCAAGAAGCAGGCAGGCGCCAGCUGGCCCACACUGAUUCGCGGUGGACCACAAGCGGGGUAUGGUCUGACCUUCGGAAGAAAGUAAAGACUAGCGUUUGCAUAGAGUAGAGAGAGGGAGGUCAUCAACAGCGGGAGAGUGUCAGAUCAAGUCCUGCUCCUUGUCAUCACCACCCAGAUUCAAUAAUGAUACCGCCCUAGAUCUAAAGCACACCCGUGCCAGCACUCGAG
Microstroma glucosiphilum is the source of this 1410-nucleotide messenger RNA. RefSeq names its product chord-domain-containing protein. The record is from RefSeq and is a predicted model, not a curated record. The transcript has 2 exons. Lineage: Eukaryota; Fungi; Basidiomycota; Exobasidiomycetes; Microstromatales; Microstromataceae. Bases 80 to 1267 code for a protein of 395 amino acids.